AUGACAGAAGCGGAACGAAAGAGCUUUUUCAACUAUACAAGCGCUCGUGGUCCUGGUAAACGUCAAAUAAAGCCAACAGCUGCUGUGCUCGAUUUGGUUCUGCCCAACGCUGAAGAUGAGGAAGAUGAUGAGGAUUUCGUUGCCGACAAUGAAAACGAAUCAAAUGAGGGUUCUGAAGGCAGUGAAUCAGAUGGAUCAGAAGAUAGUUCAAGCAGUAGUAGUUCGGAAUUAGACGAUGAAGAUGAAGAAGCAGUCGAUUUGGAGAAAAAUACUGAAGGAUCUUUGUCGGUUGAAGGAAUGGUUGAUGGUGGAAAAGAGCAGCCAAGGCUAUGUGCGCUUUGUUUCAAUCUCUCACAAAUCGCAAAGUCGGAAGAAGUUAUGCAGUGCGAUAAAUGUGGUCUUACUGUACACGACUCAUGUUAUAUGUCAUUGGAUGUCAGUGAGGACAAUGAAAGCUCACAAUCUAGCUCUUCCACGGAGCCAUGGUUCUGCGAACCAUGUAUUUUUGGAUUUGAUGAACCACCCUACUGUGAAUUGUGUCCUUCCAGAUACGGAGCUAUGAAGAGAUCUGACGUCGGCGGCCGCUGGGUCCACCUCGUCUGUGCACUGUACACACGUGGCGUCACAUUUGGUGACAUAGAUCAUUUGACGGCGAUCAGCUGGCAAGAAAUGGAUCACCGAAAUUUUGGCAGAAAAAGCUGCAGCGGUUGCACUGAUGUCCUAGAAGCACGAUCCGGUGUGACAACGCGUUGUGAGCUGGGAUUAUGCAAACAACAUUACCAUGUAACUUGCGCACAAAGACUAGGUCUAUUGGUGGAUCACAGCGAGAGCUCUGAACACCAUGCAGGCUCAACACAUUCACCACGAUUGGGAGAUCAUCAAGGCGUUGAGCCUCGCUAUAUCAAUUGCAAACAACAUUCAAACCCUGACGAUGUGCGGGUAAAGAAACUGGCAGCUGCUAUUUUCAUAGCUCAAGAGGAAAAACGGCUUUCGACAGUCAGAAGAAAAGUCCUAUCCGAGAGGGAAGAGCGCAAGCGACUAAGAGCGAGAGAAAAGUACGAGAAACAGUUCCAAUCGCUUGUUGGAGUCACAAUAUGCUUGCCGGAAGCGUUUCACGACAAGUUCGAAAAGAAAACUCGGCGUGCGCGUCACCUGACUACAUCACCAGAAUUCUUCGAAUGGUUUCAAGAAAAGGCUGAAAUAGGCGGUAUUGAGCCGGAGCAUUUUAAACAGGAAUUCACAAGAGUAUCUGGGGACAGUAUUCCAUUUCUAACACCUGGAUUUUCUCCACAGUUUUUCGAGUACUUAGCUCAUCGCGACCAAGUUGUGUUGUCUGCGGAAGAACAGAGAUUGAAAGUUAUCAACGAGUCUAAAAUUGCUCUUAAAAAACAGCUUGAUGCACACAUGACAAGACUAAAACUGAAUGAACAGUCGGGACAAAUGGGGAAGGAACGCAGUGAGCGUAGAAAACAGUUAGCAUUCGCAUUUCAUGGCGCGCUUGUGAAGCUUGGUGCUAGGAAAAUAACAUCACUUGUAUCGCUGCUCGACGGUGGUUUGGAAAAUAACACUAGUGACAAGAAGAGAAAUACCCAUGUGAAAGACGUCUCUGUAGUCUCUGUGACGGGACCUGCAAAGCUGAAAAAAGAGAUGUCAAUCAAUGUGUGCAAAGAGUGCAGAAAGAGUAAUGAUCAGCAUUUGAUUAUUGGAUGUGACUCGUGUCAUGAAUUCUAUCACAUCGGCUGUCUCGAUCCUCCUCUUGAGAAAGUGCCCAAAAAGGUCAAUUGCGAAUGGCAUUGUGCAGAAUGCUGUGAACAUACUGAUGAAGAGGAAGAACACGAAGAGAACGGUGAAAGCUCGAACGACGGGCAUGCGACUAGGAGAUUAAGACAGCGGAACGAAUCUGCACGAGCGCGACGUCUCGCCGCAGCCGAGGAGGAGAAUCGGGCGUACCGAGCGGCGAUUUCCGGAGGAACACGUAGUAAUUCGCAGAAAAAGAGUCCUGAUAAAAAAGCGGCGCCUAAACGCACCUCACUUGAGUACCAUAGUCGUUCUCCUCUUAGCGCCAAGCGUCAGCGAACUGAGAUUGCAAAUGGACAGAAAAUCAACGGCAUCUCAUCGUCUUCUCACACAUCAUAUCUACCUGACGAUGAGGAACUCGGAGAGGAUUGCUUUGUUAUUUUGGACGACGACGAAGUUGAACUUUGA
Messenger RNA from Necator americanus (New World hookworm), 2205 nucleotides. RefSeq lists its product as uncharacterized. Lineage: Eukaryota; Metazoa; Nematoda; Chromadorea; Rhabditida; Ancylostomatidae. Gene Ontology annotation, biological process: regulation of transcription by RNA polymerase II. The record is from RefSeq and is a predicted model, not a curated record. The transcript is spliced from 21 exons. Bases 1 to 2205 code for a protein of 734 amino acids.